Messenger RNA from Ectocarpus siliculosus, 3456 nucleotides. NCBI's taxonomy places the organism in Eukaryota, Phaeophyceae, Ectocarpales, Ectocarpaceae. The record is from the annotation of a GenBank genome assembly.
AUGGGGGACACCCCGGGAGGCUUCGGGGAGGCCGGGGGCGGAGGCGGCGGAGGCGGAGGCGUCCAGGCUGGCUUCUUCCCGAAAGGGUCGAUGGGGAGCACCUUCAUGCGACAGCAGGACGGCGGCAGCGAGGGGAGGCAACACGCCUCCUCCGCCUUGGGAGCCCCGUUGCCGCAGCAGCAACAGCUGCCUCCGAGGAGGUCGCUCCCGAUGACCUUGGACGGCCGGUCGAAGACCCACCUGAAGACCUUCAUGCGGACCGUGGGCUCCCUUAUUCUCCUGCCCGGCGCCGGCGCUAUCCGGAGCGCUGUUUUUGGAGACGCCGGCGGUGGGGAUCCGGAGCAGUUGCCGGAUGCACCAACCGCCGCGGAUCCCGGCAGCGCUGAGGAUGUCGGAGUUAAGCGGGAAGGGCGGCCGGUGGCCGCCGAGGAGGAUGGCGGCAUCGUGGACGUGUUCGCCGAAGCGUGCAGAGCGGAGGCGUGGGCGGCCGCUGCCGUCGGCGCUCAGUUCAGCGGAGCCUCGGAGGAGGAGUGCAAGGAUUACCAGUCUCGCGCGAUGGGGGCCCUGUCUCGGUGCCUGGAUGCACCCCUGCCGGAGGUGGCGUCCGUGAUGCUCCUUCUCUGCCUCUUCUGGAUGCACUCCAUGGAAACAAGAAAGGUCGCGAGGUACUUCGGCUUUGCUCAGCAAGUGGGGCUAGAGCUAGGGUCGCUGAUGCCCGAGGAGCUGCGACACACGAUUGCCUUCGUCGCUUGCUUGGUGACGAUGACCCUCAAUCUGGAUCAGGUGGGUUCCUUCUCCCUCCAAGUGAAAGACCAAGCGGUGUGGGGGGUGUCCUUGCGGGACAACAGCUGCAGGCCCGGCGUUGACCCCUUUGUCCUGGCGCUAACGGCGCUCACGGUAGCCUGCAACGAGAUGCUCCACGACGGGGCAGGCAGAGGCGGCCAGGGUGCCAUCGGAGCCGGCGGCCUGUCUCCCCGUGUAGCCCCGUCGAAGGUGUUGACCGACUUGCUGACGAAAGCUGCCAAGGCUCUCGAGGCCGACGCUCGAGACGGCAACCGGAACCCCGAGCACGUCCUGGCCUUGCUCCACGGCCUCAGGGCCUUCACGCAUGCGGCUCGUGGCGAAGCCGAGGAUGCGGAGGCCUCCGGCAGGCUCAUGCUCGCGAUCAUCGACCGGCACGCGGCCGUCCUCCACCUCCCGCUCACCUUCACCCUGGCCGAGGCCUCCCGAAGGCUGCUCGCAGCCGCCGCGGAGCGCUCCUCUCGGCCGGCGCCGGAGGGGGUGCACGUCGAAGCUCUGGGAGCGGCGGUGACCAAGCUGAGCUUCGCGCGCUCGACGCAAGCGGUGAAGCCGGGUGCCGGUGGUGUUGCGGCGGCGACGGGGGGCGGCGGCGGGUGGUGCGCGUUUGGCGACGACAUCCUGGCGGCGUUUGCGGGCGCCGGUGGUGGCGGCGAUAGCGGUGGAGACGUCUUGUCGGAGGCGGCCAACGACAACAGAGAUCGCUCCAGAUCGGGCUCCAUGUCGCCUCCCCCCCGCCGCUCCGUCCGACCGCUCUCUCGCGCCGCCAUCGCGAGCCAGAGCUGGCAACCAACCACCGGCGGCGCCGCCAUGCCCAUCCCUAGCAGCAGCGCCGGCGGGGCGAGCGGCAGGGAAUCGUCGGCCUCGUUGCCGAGAUGGAGCGGGGGGGGGGCGGCGCCCGCGGGAGCUCCUUCUUCUUCUUGUUCUAGUGGCGUGCACCGUUCGGUGCUGCUGGGAAGCAACGCGGCCGCGGCGCCGAGCGACUGGGUCGACCGGGUGCGGAAGAUGCCGACUAUCGCCUCGUCGCCGCGUGCGUCCAGCCCAAACGUCGUCCACCGCAUGGGCGGCAACGGCGGCGGUAACGGCGGCGACGUUCGAUCCCCUUCCCCGCGGCAGGAAGACAACAACUGCACGAGCCCUCGCUCCAUGGGCAUGCUGCAUCCGGGGCCGAUGCCGUCGGCCGCUCCGAGCGUGGGCGUCAAGUACAUGUCGGAGCCCCGCGACAACCUUGCGCUUCUGUCCACGGUCGCGGCGCCGGGGGGGUACAACAAUCCCCCGCGGCGAGCGUCGUACGAGGACAGGAGCGGGGCGGAGAGGCAGCAGGCUGCCCGCCAGCGGCUCGCGGGGCAGCCGGGUGGGGGGGGCGCCGCGGACCGUGACGGAGGCGAUGACCUACCCCCACCGGCGAACCCGGGCCUCGCCACCGGCAUGUCUUUCGACCCGAACAGGGAUGACGGUACCUUCCAGUUCACGCUUGGACCGUCUUAGGACGUUCGUUGCGUUCUUGGGGUGUUUUCGUGUUUCGUGUGGAGUCCUCUCCUUUUGCGGCGUGUUAUCUCAUCUUGUUUCGUGGAGAGCACGAUUUCUGCACGGCGAGGUUCAAUUGGUUGAUGUUUCUGUUGUGCUACGUUCGGUGUGCCGGGGGGAGGGGGGGGGGGUGGUGGCUGUUAGUUGUGAGAGCUCUUUGUUUAUUUUUUUGUUCCGCGCUCGAAAGCUUUGACGUGGAAGCGGCGACGAAGCACCGAGUAGAAGCGCCUGUGUGAUGCACGAACGAGUGCGAGUGUAUGCGCGCGUAUGUUUUGUGUGCUGACAUUCGUGCAACAGCCGGUCAGUUUAGCUGCCCGCGAGCGCGACGCCACGAGUGUGCCUUGGGAGAACUGUCGCUGCAAACUCGAUCCGUCGUUGGCAUACACACACGCUGAGAAGGGGCACCGCAGGAUCGUUAGUUCGGCAUCAGUGUGAAGCGAUGACAAUAUGUGCUUCGUGAAGCAACGCCUGCCCCUGCGCGCAGGCUUCAUGGGUUCGGGUGGGGUGUGCUAAGACCGCAAACCCUUUGUAAUCCUGAGCGUGGUAUGAUACUGUGUUUUGGUUGCAUGCGUAUGUGCCCCCCUUUCUUAGCCCCUUUUGUUUUGGACAUGGAUGCGUUUUUUUUUCUUUUCGUGCGUAAACUCCGGCAGGGCGUUUCAUGCUGUACUGAACGAGAAGGGUUUCUUCGUGGGUAGAAGGCGGUGCGUAUCAUACCACUGUAUUGCAUGGGAGCCAGCGUGUGUCGAUAAGCCCUUGUGGCGGACUGUAACAACACGAUGGCGCCGGCCGUUGUAGCAUGAUGGGGAAAUAUGUCGGCGUGGUGGGUGAAACAGGCGGCUGUAGGGUGUAAUGCGCCCUCUGUACUUGUGAAUCGUGUCUUUUCUUUCUCUUUUUGCGAUGUACUCGGCGUUGACGCAUUAUUUCUUGCACCUGCGCGAUUAACUGCGUUGCGUGCCCUGGGUGUCCAUGAAACAUGUAGGUUGCAGGCCUGUAAUUGCCCGUAUAUCCACCUGCUUGCAUGUGUGAACUCCGGUUCGUUCGGUUGUCGGUGUCUGCGCAAACGGCAGUGCAAGGUGGUGGCCACACGGGCGGCGGAAAGUAGUUGUACCGUCGAUCUAGAUUUGUUUAUUG